AUGGACGACGAGGCGCCCGCUCCGGAUAUUUCUGCCGUGCAGUUUGACGAGCAGAACUGCGCAAUAUGCCUCGAGCCAGUAUCGGACCGCUGCGUCCUUCCGCGGUGUUUUCACUCGUGCUUUUGCUUCCAUUGCAUUGUAGAAUGGAUCGAUACCCAGCUAACCAAAAAGACGUGCCCCCUCUGCGUCACGCCACUCGGUCCCUAUAUCCUGCAUAACCUCGAUCCGACCGUGCACAAGUUUGCACUGCAUUAUGUGACGGACAAGCCGCCGCCGCAGCCCGACUCGGAACCAGACGAAGAGGUGGAAGAGGACGAGGCGCCCGGCCGCCCAGCCGUCCCCUGCACGGAUCCCCGCACGAAUCUCGAAAAUCUGCGCCGGCGCGAAGAGCAGAGACACCGGCGUAAGAUGAACCAAGCGCUUGAAAAGCGGCGGCGUAUCUACCGCCACCAAUCCUACGCGAAACACGUCGCGUCGAAUCGGUAUACCAAGUACCGGCCCUACCCCGGCCCGGCAGGUUUCCGGGCGAACCCCACCUAUGCGCGGCUGCUGUCCGUCUUUUUGCAGCGCGAGCUGCAAGUGUGGCCGCACCUUGAUAUCCCCUUUCUCUCGUUCUAUAUCCCUGCGCUCCUGUCCCACGUGGACGUGCGCUCCGACGCGGUGAAAGAGCGCCUUACCGAGUGGAUUGGCAAUGCGAAUGAUGCGCAGCAUCUCGUGCACGAGAUCGAGAUGUUUGUGCGCAGCGGCCGCGGAGGCCUCGGCCUCGACCAGUACGACAGCAGUCCUUGGGUGCAGUACGACGAACCGAGCGUGGCUCGGGCUAUGUAA
Malassezia japonica is the source of this 828-nucleotide messenger RNA. RefSeq names its product RING-type E3 ubiquitin transferase. Bases 1 to 828 code for a protein of 275 amino acids. Lineage: Eukaryota; Fungi; Basidiomycota; Malasseziomycetes; Malasseziales; Malasseziaceae. The record is from RefSeq and is a predicted model, not a curated record. The transcript has a single exon. Gene Ontology annotation, cellular component: anaphase-promoting complex. Gene Ontology annotation, biological process: anaphase-promoting complex-dependent catabolic process; protein polyubiquitination; protein monoubiquitination. Gene Ontology annotation, molecular function: zinc ion binding; cullin family protein binding; ubiquitin protein ligase activity.